AUGGAGGAUAUCCCUCCGAUUAAGAAGCAACAUCUUCAAUCCAACACGCCAUUGCCGCCGGUGUUCAUUCCCAACGAACUCAUCUCCCUAAUCCUAUGUUUCCUCAGCGUGAAAACCAUCAUGCAAUUCAGGCCACGCUUAGUGACACACAUUAAGUACUGGUUCUAUGUUUGGAACCCUGCAACAAGGACAAUAUCUGAUAAAUUUGGGUUUCUUCGUGACUAUAGGGAUAGCACUUUUGUAUUCAGUGUUGGUUGUGAUUAUUUAACCGGAACUUACAAGGUAGUGGCACUUCAUAUAGGUAAAAAUAAAGAAAAAGAGAUCGAGAACAAAAGUUUAUGGAGAAGCAAGGUUAAAGUUUUCAAUUCGGGUGAUAAUUGUUGGAGAAAUAUUCGAAGUUUCCCUUUCGUUCCUAUUUUGGGAAAUGAUGGUGUUCAUUUUAGUGGAACUAUUAACUGGUUAGCUAUUCACAGUGACUACGCACCAAUUGAGGUUGGAGGAACAUUUAAAACUCUUAUUGGUCCUGUUGAGAAAUGUGUGAUUGUUUCGCUUGAUCUUUUGACAGAGACAUACACACAAUUUUUGCUUCCUACGGGUUUUAAGGAGCUGCCUUAUGAUAAGCCAUCAGUUCGAGUUCUGAUGGACUGCCUUUGUUUUUCGCACGAUUUUAAGGGAACUGAAUUUGUUAUAUGGAUGAUGAAGGAGUUUGGAGUUCAAGAGUCUUGGACUCAGUUAUUUAGAAUUGAAUACGUUAAUCUUCAAAUACAUACUAUGAAUGGAGAUACAUUGCUGCCAUUGUACUUUUCGAAGAAUGGAGAUACAUUGAUAUUUACAACUGAAAUAACCAACAAAGUAUUUAUCUAUAAUCGGAGAGAUAAGACAGUAGAGAUAACAAUAUUUGACAACAGAAUACGUUGGACAUCGGCCAUUGAAUACGUUGAAAGCUUAGUUCCAACUCCUUGGAAGUAA
Molecule: messenger RNA, 969 nt
Organism: Medicago truncatula (barrel medic)
Lineage: Eukaryota; Viridiplantae; Streptophyta; Magnoliopsida; Fabales; Fabaceae
Product: F-box/kelch-repeat protein At3g23880
Exons: 2
Coding region: 1-969 (322 amino acids)
Source: RefSeq, a predicted model, not a curated record